Messenger RNA from Penicillium soppii, 1488 nucleotides. RefSeq names its product S-adenosylmethionine-dependent methyltransferase. Gene Ontology annotation, cellular component: nucleus. The record is from RefSeq and is a predicted model, not a curated record. NCBI's taxonomy places the organism in Eukaryota, Fungi, Ascomycota, Eurotiomycetes, Eurotiales, Aspergillaceae. The coding region runs from base 1 to 1488 and encodes 495 amino acids. Gene Ontology annotation, molecular function: protein binding. The transcript has 3 exons.
AUGGCAUCAAGAACUGCAUUGCCAUCAGUAACGACGAAGACAGUCCCGCGCCCUACCCCGGAUGGCAUGGGCAAUGGCCUGUUUGCAACGGCCGACAUCAACUCGGGCGAAAAUGUCCUACACAUCAAAACGCCCUUUGUGGCAGUUCUCGAUUCGCCCCGUUUGGAGGACACCUGCUCCUACUGUCUCGGGAAGAGACAGCUGGAAACCGGCAAUAAGCUGAGUGCUUGCAUGGGAUGCCGAGUUGUGAAGUAUUGUGAUCGGAAAUGUCAAUCGAGGGAUUGGAAGUUUGCCCAUGGGCUUGAGUGUAAAAUUUUCGCAAAACUCAAGCCUAUGGUGCUUCCUAAUAAUGCUCGUGCUUUGCUGCGCAUUGUGUUGCGUUCUACGAACAAUAAGUAUGAUCCUGAGGAGCUUAAGGUCUUUGAGGGGCUCGAGACUCAUAUCAAUGAGAUCUCCGAGAGCCAAGGCCAGCUUGAUAGGAUCACCUUGACUGCAAGAGCCGUCAAGAACUACUCCGGGACCGAUUUGGAGGAAGGGACUAUUUCUUCGUAUGCUGCGAAGCUUGAUCUGAACUCUUUCAACCUCACCACGUCGAUGUACGACCGAAUCGGUCUGUACAUGCACCCUUAUGCCGGUCUGAUCAAUCACAGCUGCGACUAUAACUCCACUGUUGGGUUUGACGGCGAAGAGCUCUAUGUCAAAGCCAUGCGUCCUAUCAAGCAGGAUGAACAAAUCUUCAUCUCAUACAUUGACACCACAACCCCAUACGACAUCCGGCGGAACGAACUGAAAGAGCGCUACUUUUUUGAUUGCCAGUGCACAAAGUGCCAAAAGGGAACAGACACACUUGAAGACCAGUUUUCAUCCACGCCUGAGGACACGACACUCCUGGAAACAGCAGAGCGAGAAGCCCUAGAACUCAUGCAGACGGCCACUGCAUCUAGCACGGAGGCCCCAGAAGCAAUUGCAAAAUUGGAAGCUGCCAUGCACAAACUCCAUGAAACAGGUGCCUGGCCGCUCACUCGCCAGCCCUACGCAUCUCUACGGGAUAAGUUGAUCAUCUCCCUGCUUACAGCGGGAAAUUUCACUCGGGCAUUCAUUCAUGCGGCUAUCAGGUAUCUGCGAAUUGAUCCCAUUGUUUACGACAAGGCCCAUCCAAUCCGUCACGUUCAUGCGUGGAGCCUGGUCAGGCUUACCGUAUUUCUGUCCCAGGAGGGCUUCCAGCCUGACCCUAAAGACCCCGUGCAGAUCCAUGAGUUCAAGCUGAACUUCCAUUACUUGAUUUGGUAUAUUCUGGCUGAGCUGGCGAGCACUCAGCUGGAGAGUUGUACUGUGCCUAGCUUUAGAAAGUUGGUGGGAAAUCAGUUUGUGCAGGUUCACAAUGAAUUUAAGGCAAAUGGCCUUGAUCCAAGUACAUCCAAAGGUAUUCUAGCUGCUGAGUGGCAGAAGCUAGAGCGUCUUGUUACCAAGGCUUUGGAAAAAGAGUGA